AUGAACGGCCUAUCAAUCAGCCCAUUCAUCGCAACCCUCCCGAAAGUUGAGCUCCACGUCCAUAUCGAAGGCACUCUCACUCCCGCUCUACGCUGGGAACUCGCCCACCGUAAUGGAGUCGCCCUCCCAUACGCCACAUACGAAGACCUCAAGGCGUCAUACGCCGUAACUCUGAAUCAUCGCCCGGAGCUCAAUGGCCGCCAACCUGGGAUUCCGACCUUCUUAGAAGCCUACUUCGCCGGCUGCGAAGUCCUGCGCACAGAAGCCGACUUCUACGAUCUCGCCAUGGCGUACCUCACCCGCUGCGCCGAGAUGAACGUACGCUACGCAGAGCCCUUCUUCGACAUCCAGGCGCACACGCGCCGCGGCGUGCCCGGCCAGGCUGUGCUGGACGGGUACCUGCGCGCCAAGCAAGACGCAGCUGCGCGGCUCGGGGUGCACUCCAACUGGAUUUUCUGCUUCUUGCGCGACGAGCCUGUCGCGGACGGGCUGCGGGCUUACGAGGAUGCGAGGCCGUGGGCGGCGGGUUCUGUUCAGGGCGGGAAGGGCUUGUUUCAUGCUGUCGGGCUUGCAAGUAACGCGUACGAACGGCCGCCGAUGUUAUUUGAAGAGGGGUUUCUGCGGGCGAAAGCAGAUGGGUUGCAUGUGACUAUGCAUUGUGAUUUUGGGCAGAAGGAUACGCAUGCGCAUAUGGAUGAAGCGGUUUUUCAGGUCUGUGGGGGGAUGGGAGCCGAACGGAUUGAUCAUGGACUCGAUGCGGAAGAUAAGGAGGGGCUUUGGAGGGGGCUUUUGGAGAGAGGGAUAGGGCUGACGCUGUGUCCUCAUGCUUACCAUCGCAGGACGGCGACGGAAGUGCUGUUUCCCAAGAUUAGGAGGUUGUGGGAGAGAGGGGUGAGGUUUUGCAUAAACAGUGAUGAUCCGACGCUCAUGCACGAUGUGUGGAUUGAUGGCAAUUUGCAAAAGGUGUAUACUUAUGGUGGGUUCAGCAAGGCUGAGAUGGUGCAGCUGGCGAGAAAUGCGGUGGAUAUGUGCUGGGCGGAUGAAGGUAUUAAGAAAAGCAUUUACGACGAGUUAGAGGCCGUUACGAUCACUGAUUAG
Molecule: messenger RNA, 1098 nt
Organism: Penicillium chermesinum
Lineage: Eukaryota; Fungi; Ascomycota; Eurotiomycetes; Eurotiales; Aspergillaceae
Product: adenosine deaminase family protein
Exons: 1
Coding region: 1-1098 (365 amino acids)
Biological process (GO): adenine catabolic process; hypoxanthine salvage
Cellular component (GO): cytosol
Molecular function (GO): adenine deaminase activity
Source: RefSeq, a predicted model, not a curated record